Molecule: messenger RNA, 552 nt
Organism: Candidula unifasciata
Lineage: Eukaryota; Metazoa; Mollusca; Gastropoda; Stylommatophora; Geomitridae
Source: the annotation of a GenBank genome assembly
GAUUUCUUCUGUGGGAAACCUGCUUCAGGCGUGCAGCUGAAGAUCAUUGACGACGAUGGAGACAAGUGCCGGCCACGGCAGGCUGGGACAGUUCUGGUUAGAGGUGAGCGAAUAUUUUCUGGUUACUUUAACCUUUUAGAGGACCCAGAUCCCAACACUGUCAAAUGUUUCACCAAGGACGGAUGGUUCAACACGGAGGAUCUCGGCUUUUGGGAUGAAGAAGGCAACUUCUAUGUCCUGGGCAGGAACAAGGACACGAUCAUGUACGGAACUGUGGUUCUGUACCCGGGAUGGCUGGAGGCGAAAAUUCUCCAACAUCCUGACGUGGCUGAUGCUGUCGUCUUGCCUGUAUCUGACCCCGUGCGGUAUCACGAGAUCUGCGCAUGCGUAACACCGGCGAGCGGAAGAAACAUGACAGAAGAGCAGCUGAAGUCCUACUGUGAAAGUAUCUUCAUCGCUGACUUGACAAGUGAACAGACACCCAUGCCCAAGUAUUUCAUGGUACCACUGUAUUUUUGUAUUUUACUUAUAUAUAAUAAUUAUUUCCCUUAG